AUGUCCGCUGCCCCCCCUGGACGCAGCGACAGUGCGUGGGAAGUGCCCUCGGCUGACGCCUCGCGCGAAUCCCAGCCACUUCAACUUGCAUGCGGUGCAGGCGGCCUCGCCACGAGAUGCAAUUCGACGCAUGCAAAGAAGGAACUUCAUCCCCAUCUAGAUGCAAUUCACCGAGAGUUGGAGGAGCUGAAGCAACGCCGUGAGCGGCUGGAAGCUCAGCGCAAGGAACUACUCGAGGGAGAGCACGAACACGCAGAGGGACAGCGGGCGGGAUACAUUUCGGGCAGCGUGUCGACGCAUGCGGGGGUAGCGAGGUCGCACUCAACUUCCGGUCUUACCUUUGUCCACCCCCGCAGCGAGAUGGAGUCGCUCACCGCCUGCUCCGGAUUGCACGCACCGCAUGAACGCUAUUCUAAAAGUGUCUGUCAAGACUCAGCUGUGCUUGCCAACAUGAAACCCAUUCCAUCCGAGACGGAGCGGCGACGUCUGUUGAAGGCAACGCCACACCUUACCGUCAAGAACGCGCUGCGCACGGCGGCCCAACAUGACAGCACGCUGAUCAUGGGAUCGUUUUUGCUGGAAGACAACCCACACACGUGCACCUUUGCGCGGGAGCGUCGCUUCCGUCCUUUGCUUGGCCAUAAAGGAAAGUACUUCCUCAGUACCGACGUUGCCGUGGACCAGUGUAUGAACCGCAGCCAUACAAACGUGACGGCAUUGCUGAGUACAUUGGGUAGCUCUAGCCAGACACCCGGCCCAGGUGCCUACACACCAAGAUACAGCAAGCUUUCGCGUCCACCGCGCGCUUACUAG
This is a messenger RNA of Leishmania mexicana MHOM/GT/2001/U1103, 813 nucleotides long. RefSeq lists its product as hypothetical. NCBI's taxonomy places the organism in Eukaryota, Euglenozoa, Kinetoplastea, Trypanosomatida, Trypanosomatidae. Bases 1 to 813 code for a protein of 270 amino acids. The record is from RefSeq and is a predicted model, not a curated record. The transcript has a single exon.